Molecule: messenger RNA, 1575 nt
Organism: Osmia bicornis bicornis
Lineage: Eukaryota; Metazoa; Arthropoda; Insecta; Hymenoptera; Megachilidae
Product: tubulin alpha-1 chain-like
Exons: 3
Coding region: 152-1504 (450 amino acids)
Biological process (GO): microtubule cytoskeleton organization; mitotic cell cycle
Cellular component (GO): cytoplasm; microtubule
Molecular function (GO): GTP binding; structural constituent of cytoskeleton
Source: RefSeq, a predicted model, not a curated record
AUUCGUUCGCUCCAGUUUGCUGAUUGUUGGACAGAAGUAUCGUAGUUACUAGCGAAAGCUCCAUUACUUGCUUUAGCUACUAUCGACGUCUUUCGCCAAUAUACAUAUAAUACUCAUUUAAACAUCUUUAAAACUUUACAACAGCUACAAAAUGCGUGAAUGUAUCUCAGUUCAUGUUGGACAAGCUGGAGUCCAGAUCGGUAAUGCUUGUUGGGAAUUGUAUUGUCUGGAACAUGGCAUUCAACCCGAUGGUCAGAUGCCAUCUGACAAAACCAUUGGCGGAGGUGAUGAUAGUUUCAACACCUUCUUCAGUGAGACUGGUGCAGGAAAACAUGUACCCAGAGCAGUCUUCAUUGACUUAGAGCCUACGGUAGUUGACGAAGUACGUACCGGUACUUACCGUCAGUUAUUCCACCCAGAACAAUUAAUCACUGGCAAGGAAGAUGCAGCAAACAAUUAUGCUCGUGGUCAUUAUACAAUUGGAAAAGAAAUUGUUGAUCUUGUAUUAGAUCGUAUUCGUAAAUUAUCCGAUCAAUGUACCGGCCUUCAAGGUUUUCUUAUUUUCCACUCCUUUGGAGGCGGUACCGGGUCUGGGUUCACUUCUCUUUUGAUGGAGCGCCUUUCUGUCGAUUACGGCAAAAAGUCAAAGUUAGAAUUCGCCAUUUAUCCUGCUCCACAAGUCUCAACAGCAGUUGUUGAACCGUACAAUUCAAUUCUCACUACACAUACUACUCUUGAACAUUCCGACUGUGCAUUUAUGGUCGACAACGAAGCCAUCUACGAUAUAUGCCGUCGUAACUUGGAUAUCGAAAGACCUACUUACACAAACCUGAAUCGAUUGAUCGGCCAGAUUGUAUCUUCGAUCACAGCGUCUCUACGAUUCGACGGUGCUUUGAACGUCGAUCUAACGGAGUUCCAAACGAAUUUGGUACCGUAUCCUAGAAUUCAUUUCCCUCUGGUGACAUACGCCCCCGUCAUUUCAGCAGAGAAGGCUUAUCACGAACAACUCUCUGUAUCAGAGAUUACUAACGCUUGUUUCGAACCAGCAAAUCAGAUGGUGAAAUGCGAUCCCCGUCAUGGAAAAUACAUGGCUUGCUGUAUGUUGUACAGAGGCGAUGUCGUGCCCAAAGAUGUAAACGCGGCGAUCGCCACCAUUAAAACGAAACGUACCAUUCAGUUUGUUGAUUGGUGCCCUACAGGAUUUAAAGUUGGUAUUAAUUAUCAGCCACCUACUGUGGUACCCGGCGGUGAUCUUGCCAAGGUACAACGUGCUGUUUGCAUGUUAUCCAACACCACCGCCAUCGCAGAAGCGUGGGCUCGUCUUGAUCACAAGUUUGACUUGAUGUAUGCUAAACGAGCAUUCGUCCAUUGGUAUGUCGGAGAAGGUAUGGAAGAAGGUGAAUUUUCCGAGGCUCGUGAAGAUCUUGCGGCUCUUGAAAAAGAUUACGAAGAAGUUGGCAUGGACUCCGCUGAAGGUGAAGCAGAAGGCGUUGAAGAAUAUUAAAUAAUGUGAUCAUAAAUAUCGUUUUGAUACUUUUUUUUUCCCGUAAUAAAAAAACGAAUUAUCACCAGCAA